Linum trigynum is the source of this 243-nucleotide messenger RNA. Lineage: Eukaryota; Viridiplantae; Streptophyta; Magnoliopsida; Malpighiales; Linaceae. The record is from the annotation of a GenBank genome assembly.
AUGAUCUUGAAGCCGGGCAGAUUCAAGUUCCUCGCCUUCACGGCAGAGGUUUUGCGGUUGUGGUUUGCAGAUCUAAUGGGGUUUUUUGAAAAUCUGGUGGGUUUUCUGGUGACGGUGGUUCAAACGGGAGAAGAUGGUGAAAUGGCGAUGAAUCGCAUGCACUGUCUUGCAUCGAUGUCGGCGAGUUCGUCGACUUCUUCUGACCUUGGGCAGACUGCGAGGUGUAGCCGAUUGAGGCGAUAA